GGGGGAGGAGCCCGAAAGGGGGAAAAAGAAAGUGCGGCGCAAAGUAAGAGGCUUAUUGGGGGAAGACCGGCCGGAUCCGGGCACCCCGGGCUGCUUUGCAACCCCAGGCGCGCAGAGGAGCCGUGCGGGGUCCCUCCCUACCCUCCCUGCCACCAGUCGGCGCCCCCUUCCCUGCGUCCGUUCAGCUCCGCGGCAAAGGAUGGGAUUUCUGUGGUGUUUCCUGAGUCUCUGCUUCUAUUGGAUCCUGCAAAGUGACGCCUCAGAGCGCUGUGAUGACUGGGGACUAGAUACCAUGAGGCAGAUCCAAGUGUUUGAAGAUGAGCCAGCUCGCAUCAAGUGCCCACUCUUUGAGCACUUCUUGAAAUAUAACUAUACCACAGCCCAUUCUGCUGGUCUUACUCUGAUCUGGUACUGGACAAGGCAAGACCGAGACCUGGAGGAGCCAAUUAACUUUCGUCUCCCUGAGAACCGCAUCAGUAAGGAGAAAGAUGUCCUCUGGUUCAGGCCUACCCUCCUCAAUGACACCGGCAACUAUACCUGCAUGUUGAGAAAUACAACAUACUGCAGCAAAGUUGCAUUUCCUCUGGAGGUUGUGCCAAAAGAUAACUGUUAUCGAUCUCCCAUGAGACUCCCAGUGCAUAGAUUUUAUCUGGAAUAUGGUAUACAAAGUAUCACUUGUCCAAAUGUAGAUGGAUUUUUCCCUUCCACUGUGAAACCAAAUAUCACUUGGUAUAUGGGUUGUCGUAAAAUACAUAACUUUGUUAAUGUAUUACCUAAAGGCAUGAGCUUGACUUUUCUCUUACCCUUGGUUUCAAACAAUGGAGAUUACACAUGUGUCGUAACAUAUCCAGAAAAUGGGCGUAUUUUCCAUCUCACCAGAACUAUGACUAUAAAGGUAGUAGGUUCUCCAAAAGAUGCACUGCCCCCUCAAUUCUACUCACCUAAUGAUCAUGUAGUUUAUGAAAAAGAGCCUGGAGAAGAUCUACACAUUCCAUGUAAAGUCUAUUUCAGUUUCCUGAAUAACUCUCGCAAUGAGAUUUGGUGGACCGUUGAUGGAAAAAAGCCAGAGGACACCUCUUUUGACAUAGCUAUUAAUGAGAGUGUACAUUAUAGUAAAACAGAAGAUGAAACAAAAACUCAGACUUUAAUCAUCAAGGAAGUUACCGCUGAGGAUCUCAAACGCAACUAUGUGUGUCAUGCUAGGAAUUCCCUAGGGGAGAAUGAGAGAAGAGCCAUGGUGAAACAGAAAGUCAUAGCUCCAAGAUACACAGUGGAAUUGGCAUGUGGUUUUGGGGCUACAGUCCUGCUGGUAGUGAUUCUCAUUGUUAUUUACCAUGUUUAUUGGCUGGAGAUGGUCCUAUUUUAUCGGGCUCACUUUGGGACAGAUGAAACUAUUCUAGAUGGAAAGGAAUAUGAUAUUUAUGUAUCCUAUGCAAGGAAUGCUGAAGAAGAAGAAUUCGUAUUAUUGACUCUCCGUGGAGUUUUGGAGAAUGAAUUUGGCUACAAAUUGUGCAUCUUUGACAGAGACAGUCUUCCUGGGGGAAUUGUCACAGAUGAGACCUUGAGCUUCAUUCAGAAAAGCAGACGCCUCCUGGUUGUUCUAAGCCCCAACUACGUGCUCCAGGGAACCCAAGCUCUCCUGGAGCUCAAGGCCGGCCUAGAAAACAUGGCCUCUCAGGGCAACAUCAACGUCAUUUUAGUACAGUACAAAGCGGUGAAGGAAAUGAAGGUGAAAGAGCUGAAGAGGGCUAAGACGGUGCUCACGGUCAUUAAAUGGAGAGGGGAGAAAUCCAAGUACCCACAGGGCAGGUUCUGGAAGCAGCUGCAGGUGGCCAUGCCAGUGAAGAAAAGUUCCAGGUGGUCUAGAGGUGAUACAGUGGAAGCAGUUUUUGACUUCAUCCAGAGGAGCAGAAGGAUGAUUGUUGUACUGAGCCCAGACUAUGUGACAGAAAAGAGUAUCAGCAUGUUGGAGUUUAAACUGGGUGUCAUGUGCCAAAACUCCAUCGCUACCAAACUCAUCGUGGUCGAAUAUCGCCCCCUUGAGCACCCACACCCAGGCAUCUUGCAGCUGAAGGAGUCCGUGUCAUUUGUGAGCUGGAAGGGAGAGAAGUCCAAACACUCGGGCUCUAAAUUCUGGAAAGCGUUGAGGCUGGCUCUUCCCCUGAGAAGUCUGAGUGCCAGCUCGGGCUGGAACGAGAGCUGCUCUUCCCAGUCUGACAUCAGCCUGGACCAUGUCCAAAGGAGGAGAAGCCAUUUGAAAGAGCCCACUGAACUCCAGAGCUCGGGCCUGGGCACUGGUGCCUCUCCAGCCCCGGGCACAAUGUCCAAGCACAGAGGCAAGCCCUCUGCGGCUUGUCGCUGCUGUGUCACCUACUGUGAAGGAGAGGGUCAGCUCAGGAGCAAGAACCGGGCAGAGAUGCAAACCCAGCCCCAGUGGGAGACACAUCUCUGUAAGCCUGUUCCCCAAGAAUCAGAAACUCAAUGGAUACAAAACGGCACCAGAUUUGAAACCCCUGCUCCCCAAAUCUCAGCUCUUGCUUUUCAUCAUUUCACGGAUUUAUCCAAUAACAAUGACUUUUAUAUCCUAUAAUUGUUAUGCGUGGUGGGUGGUGUCUGUUAACUCUGCCAAGCCCUCUUAUGGGAAUAAUUGAUAUGUUUAUCACCUAAUGGACUUUGAGAAUGUGUCCCCUUUUAUUGAUAUUUUUUAAAAACUAUUUAUUUCUAGGAGACAAAGACCAGGCGGACAAGAAUCCAGAAUUAUUGCCUCUAAUGGCCUCAGAAGAGCACACUCUUCUCGGGCCCUAGAAGGUCAGUAUGUGAUAGUUGCUUAAAGUCUGAUCCUUUAUUUUGCCUAUUGGUUUAAAUCUGAGUAAAGAAUUUAAAUGUGAGUUUUCCUUUGAUUUUUUUGAUCAACCAAGUCAACUAGGUGUACUUGGGCUAUGACAAUUUAAGAUUCUGCAUAUCCCAAUGGAGUGUUAUGGAAAGGAAUUAAUUCUGGUGGAAGUUGUAGGACUGAGCUGAACAGAAAAUCAACUACA
Messenger RNA from Sorex fumeus (smoky shrew), 3038 nucleotides. RefSeq names its product interleukin 1 receptor accessory protein (gene IL1RAP). The record is from RefSeq and is a predicted model, not a curated record. The coding region runs from base 200 to 2590 and encodes 796 amino acids. Gene Ontology annotation, molecular function: interleukin-1 receptor binding; interleukin-1 receptor activity. Lineage: Eukaryota; Metazoa; Chordata; Mammalia; Eulipotyphla; Soricidae. Gene Ontology annotation, biological process: signal transduction. The transcript is spliced from 12 exons.